GUGGGGUCUCCGUCUUCCUAAAUAUAAAGCUGGCAAGCAAAUGAUCACGAUACCUACGUUUGGCCAUUGUUAUCUAUGCAGGCGUUUCUCGAAAUUGUAGCGCGCGGUUAUUCGUGAAUCAUACGCCUAUCAACGCGCCCUCGAGGCCACCUUCUUAACAUCUUGGCUACAAAAACGUUCGCGGUUCCGAGACAAUGGUUUCACUGGCCAUAAGAUAUUUACAUACUUGGACAACCCUUAUCUAUCUUUGCGGCCACCCUUAGAACUAAAAAUGAUCUAGAUCUCCGGCCUGGAGUGAUUGGAAGUGUUAGCCUGUGCUUUAUCAUAUAACAUGAUGUUAUCAUCAAUACAAAUGAUCUUCUGCAGCUAGCCGUACGAUUCUUUUUCGCUCGUAUCGCCUUCAUUUCAGGAUCAUCAUCACAGAGAAUUUGAGUUUUUUCCCUUCAUAUUUAUAGAUGUCUCGACCAAGUAGUAUUCCUCCGAGCCGAUCUACCCAGGUAGACAGACAAACUCCUCGCCCAAGGUUAGAAAAUGACUCUCACGAUUCCGGUGAAGGGAAAGCUGCCCCUCAGCCACCACUCUAUCAUACACCCCCACCCCCCAUAGUAAUCAAACUCGAAGGCGAAAUAAAGGACAAGGUCACCCAGAGCAUUCUUAAGGAACAGGAACUUGAAAUGCAGGAGAAGGCGAAGAUCCAAGAAGUCGAAGAAAGUAGUGGAUGGAAGUUCACAAGCAGCACGGCGGGAAAGAUGUAUCUAAAGCUUCAGGAUAAAGAUACAAGAACCUUCAUCGAUUGCAAUAACUUUGCAAGAGAUUGUGAGAAAGCUAUUCGAUCAGACCCACGAGCUAAUUCACGAGUGAAUUCUAUGAGGAAAGAGGCUCCGGCUCCCAGUCUUAAUGUCUUGCUGACUCCGGGAAAAAAAGCACAGCAUCUGAAGAGAUUGGAUACAUUAUUGACGUCAAAGAACAGGUAUGCCAAGUACUGGACAAUCGAAGAUCUCCCCAGUGAAUGGCUCAAGAUUGGCAAUGAGGCUUUGUUCUCAAAAGAAGAACAAGCGCUACUAAUCAAAGAUGCCGAGAAGAAGAAGAAAGCCCUCGAGAAGACGAAAACUGGGGGCAAGGUAAAAGAUGGAAAAUCAAAAGGACACGAACUGCCAAUACGCGAAGUGAGAAGACCAAGUGAUGAUAGGCAAAGAGAAGAUCGUCAAGGGCCAAUACAUAGGGGCGAAGUCAAAGGAGUGACCUCUGAUGGAAUGCGAAGAAGCAGUAGAGAAAAACUUGAUGGGAGAGAACAUGAGGAAAGACAAUUGCUAGGUGAGCUCGAAAAGGAAGGAGCGACUUCUAAAAAUAGACCAAGAAUUCAUAACACAAAGGUCGGUGGAAAAAUCAAAACUGCAGAGCAAGCAUCGAUAAGUGGGGAUGAAAGGGAUCGAAUCAUUGUUGAGGAACAAAGACGUAAUACAAGAACGGAAAUCGACGAGAGAUCCAAAGAAGUACGUCGAGUGCCAGUAGAGGUCGGAAAUAAAAAGAUGGUUCUUGGCGACAGGUCCAGGAUUGGUAACGCAGAAGUCGAUGGGAGACUCAAGAAGACCCACCGGGCGCCAAUAAACGGGACUGAAAGGGAACAGGUUGCUGUCGAGAAACCUAGAGCUGGUAGUAAGGUAGAGGAUGAUAGUAAUUACGGCGAAGAUCAGAUGCUAUCUAAAAAUAGGCAUGGCUCAGCCGCAAUAGAUGAUGCCGGAAAUACAAAGAAAGUAGCUACAGAGAGAUCAAGAAAUGCUCCAGCAGAAACCAACAGGGAAGUCAAAGACGACAGUGUACCACCCAAGAAGAGGCAUGGCCCAGCUGCAAUGGACAUGGCCGGGACUAAAAGGACAAUGGCUGUGGAUAAGUCAAGAAAUGGCAAAGUAGAAACUGAUGGGAGAUUCAAAGAUAACAACCUGCCACCUAAGAAGAAACAUGGAAGUCAGUAAUGCGCAAAUACAACAGCGUUUUAUUCAUAGGAGAGAUAGCUUGCAUAGAAAUGUUUCAAUCAAAAAGAACGACA
Botrytis cinerea B05.10 is the source of this 2047-nucleotide messenger RNA. RefSeq lists its product as hypothetical. The coding region runs from base 456 to 1973 and encodes 505 amino acids. The record is from RefSeq and is a predicted model, not a curated record. The transcript has a single exon. Lineage: Eukaryota; Fungi; Ascomycota; Leotiomycetes; Helotiales; Sclerotiniaceae.